This is a messenger RNA of Pogona vitticeps (central bearded dragon), 1475 nucleotides long. RefSeq names its product ATPase H+ transporting V0 subunit d2 (gene ATP6V0D2). Gene Ontology annotation, cellular component: proton-transporting V-type ATPase, V0 domain. Lineage: Eukaryota; Metazoa; Chordata; Lepidosauria; Squamata; Agamidae. Gene Ontology annotation, biological process: proton transmembrane transport. Gene Ontology annotation, molecular function: proton-transporting ATPase activity, rotational mechanism. The record is from RefSeq and is a predicted model, not a curated record.
UGUUCAUUAUAGUCUUCUGGAGGCAAACGCACAGCUCUGUACUUUCUCAAUUUAGGGAGUUGUCAAGCUGACUCGUCCGCUAUGCCUGGCUACUCAGAAUUUUACUUCAAUAUAGAUCAUGGUUAUCUGGAGGGACUGGUCCGAGGUUUUAAAGGUGGAAUUUUGAAGGCUGCCGACUAUGUGAAUUUGGCACAGUGUGAAACUCUGGAAGAUCUGAAGUUACAUUUGCAAACCACGGACUAUGGAAACUUCUUGGCGAAUGAAACUGGCCCUCUCACUGUUUCUCUCAUUGAUGACAAGCUGAAAUCCAAACUACUGACAGAAUUCCACUAUUUCAGAAACCAUGCUUUUGAGCCACUUUCCACGUUCCUAAACUAUAUUACGUAUAGCUAUAUGAUCGACAACGUGAUUCUGCUGAUCACUGGCACACUCCGUCAACGACCCAUUGAAGAACUGGUUCCUAAGUGCCAUCCUUUAGGCAGCUUUGAGCAAAUGGAAGCUGUCAGCAUUGCUCCAAACCCUGCAGAGUUAUUCAAUGCAAUCUUGGUGGAUACACCCUUAGCUGAUUUCUUUCAAGACUGUGUAUCUGAAACUGACUUGGAUGAAAUGAACAUUGAAAUUAUGCGCAACAAACUCUACAAGGCUUAUCUUGAAGCCUUCUACACUUUCUGCAAAAAGCAAGGUGGCACCACAGCAGAUAUAAUGUGCCCUCUUUUGGAGUUUGAAGCAGACCGCCGGGCCUUCAUCAUCACCAUCAAUUCUUUUGGGACUGAGCUGAGUAAAGAAGACAGACAAAAACUGUAUCCAAAGUGUGGAAAACUGUACCCAGAAGGCUUAGACAUGCUUGCCAAUGCAGAGGAUUAUGAGCAAGUAAAGGGCAUUGCAGACUACUACGCUGAAUACAAGGCUUGCUUUGAAGCCGUUGGCAGUGGUACAGGUGAAAAAACAUUAGAAGAUGCUUUUUUUGAACAUGAGGUCAAAAUGAAUGUCCUGGCAUUCAACAACCAAUUCCAUUUUGGAGUCUUCUAUGCCUACGUAAAACUGAAGGAACAAGAAAGCAGAAAUGUCGUAUGGAUUGCUGAAUGCAUCUCCCAGAGACACAGAACAAAAAUUAACAACUACAUUCCCAUUUUUUGAAGUAGCUACUGAUCGUGCAUAUUAGCAAUAGCAUCUAGUUAAUAUUUUGGGUUCUUUAUAAAAUUCUCAAUUAUGUUGUAAAAAAAGAUCAGCUUUAUCAGCUCAACAAGACUGUCAGCAUUUAUUCAUAUGGUUGUGUCACCAUGUGAUCAGCUGUUAAAAUGAAUCAGCUACUGAAUAAUCAAAAUGGAUUCGGCAAUUCCCAGUCUACUGUAUGAAGUGUCCCCAGGCUUUACAGAGAACAAUAUUUGCAAAGCUGUGAGAGGCUAUCAUCUAGUUCAGUGGUUCUUAACCUUUGUUACUCGGAUGUUUUUGAACUGCAACUCCCAGAAACCCCA